Molecule: messenger RNA, 1101 nt
Organism: Rubroshorea leprosula
Lineage: Eukaryota; Viridiplantae; Streptophyta; Magnoliopsida; Malvales; Dipterocarpaceae
Source: the annotation of a GenBank genome assembly
AGUUCUUUUACUUUUAAAGAGAUUGCCAAUCCAAAACAAGAUAAACUUCUAAAAACCACAAGAGAGUCCCUGCAAUGGUGUUCCCUACCAAAGUACCAAGGCCAAAAUCGAGAAUGAUGGAGCGAGAUUCAAGCUUAGGAAUUGGAAGUAAGAAAGUCAUUACUCCAAGAGGGACUCCAAAAACACUAGGAUAUGAUGAAGAAAAAGAUGAUGUUGAUGAUGCAAGUAACAAUAUUGAAACAAGAUAUUAGAUAAGUGGGCAAUUUCAAUGAUAGUUGAAUGGGUUGUAUUUGUUUGCUUUGCGGGGUGCUUGAUUAUUAGUUUAACUGUGCAAAGGUUUGAAAAUGAUUUGAAUUGAGGAUUGGAAUUGUGGAAAUGGCGUAUGUUGGUUUUGGCUAUUUUAUGUUGUUGGCUUUUAGACAGAUGGAUGAUGAAUGUUGUAGUCUUCUUGAUUAGAAGAACGUUUGUGUGCAAUGAAAAGGGUUUUGUGUUUUGCUUUUAGGCUUAGGAAAAUUCUUUGAUUUUUUAUGUGGUUGUGUUUAGUUCUUGUGGCUUGGAUAUUGUUGGUUUAACUUGGGGUUAGAAGAUCAAAGGAAACCACAUAUAUUCUAAUUAGGUUUUAAACCCAUGUGUUAAACAUGCAUCAUUUGCGCAUUGCUCAUGCGUUUCAAGCUCUUUUUGAUAAUUUCAAUGAUGGUUGAGUGAGUUGUAUUUGUUUGCUUGUGCUUGUUUAUUAAUUUAACUAUGCACAAGUUUGAAAAUGAUUUAUUUGGGGAUUGGAAUUAUGGAAAAUGGUGUGUGUUGGUUUUGGCUUUUAACUAGAUGAAUGAUGAAUGUUGUAGUGUUCUUGAUUAGAAGCAAGUUUGUGUGCAAUGAAAGGUUCCAUAUUUUGUUUUUGGGACUCAGGAAAAGUGUUCAAUUUUUCGUGUGGUUGUGUUUGGUUCUUGUGGCUUAGAUAUUGUUGGUUAAACGUGGAAUUAAGAGAUCAGAUGAAACUUCAGAUGUUCUGAAUAACAUUGCCAGGGGUCUUGCUUCUUAUCCUCUUGGGGCAUUUUUAUGGUUGUUGAAAACUCUAUUUGUUAAUACAGUAGCUGUGCUAAU